Messenger RNA from Gastrolobium bilobum, 1254 nucleotides. Its product is annotated as probable 3-hydroxyisobutyrate dehydrogenase, mitochondrial. The transcript has 10 exons. Lineage: Eukaryota; Viridiplantae; Streptophyta; Magnoliopsida; Fabales; Fabaceae. The coding region runs from base 54 to 1121 and encodes 355 amino acids. Gene Ontology annotation, biological process: L-valine catabolic process. Gene Ontology annotation, molecular function: 3-hydroxyisobutyrate dehydrogenase activity; NADP binding; NAD binding. The record is from RefSeq and is a predicted model, not a curated record.
UAAUGGCAACAUGAAUAAAAAAAACAAACACUAAUAAGAGAGAAAGGAUAGCCAUGGCGAUUUGCAGGUUGAGAUCUCUGCUUUCUCUUUGGAAAUGCAACUCUCUGUUAGUCUCUUCUUCAUCUCAAUCCUUCCAAAUUCGCACUUUCUCUUCGUCCCUUGUUCCCACUCAUCACUUGCAGAGUGUUGGAUUCAUUGGGCUUGGAAAUAUGGGAUCCCGAAUGGCAAAUAAUCUGAUUAAAGCUGGAUUCAGACUUACAGUUCAUGACCUAAACUCUGACGUUCUGAAGAAGUUCUCUGAGAUGGGAGUUCCCACAAAGAAAACACCUUAUGAAGUUUCAGAAGCAAGUGAUGUUGUAAUUACAAUGUUACCUUCCUCUGCCCAUGUGAUUGAUGUUUACACUGGACCAAAUGGUUUGCUUCAUGGUGGAAAACUCAUAAGGCCAUGGUUAUUGAUAGAUUCGUCCACUAUUGAUCCACAAACUUCGGGAAACCUUUCUGCUACAAUAUCUAAUUAUAUUCUAAAAGAAAAGAAAGGUGAUUGGGAAACGCCUGUCAAGUUGGAUGCUCCUGUAUCUGGAAGUGUGAUUGCGGCAGAAGCUGGGACACUUACUUUUAUGGUUGGUGGCUGUGAGGAAGCAUUUCUUGCUGCAAAAUCCUUAUUCUUUUCAAUGGGUAAAAGUACAAUAUAUUGUGGUGGAGCAGGAAGUGGUUCUGCAGCAAAAAUCUGCAAUAAUUUGGCUAUGGCUGUGAGCAUGCUGGGAGUAUCAGAAGCCCUUGCUUUGGGCCAAUCUCUUGGUGUUACUGCCAGCACCUUGACAAAAAUAUUUAACUGCUCCAGUGCUCGCUGUUGGAGUAGUGAUGCUUACAACCCAGUUCCUGGGCUGAUGGAAGGGGUGCCCUCUUCAAGGGAUUAUGAUGGAGGGUUUGCAUCCAAGCUUAUGGCUAAAGACUUGAACCUAGCCGCAGAAUCAGCUAAGCUAGCUGGAUGUAAAUACCCGCUAACAUCGCAAGCACAAAAGAUAUAUACUGAGCUCUGCAGCGGUGGCCAUGAAGCCAGAGACUUUUCAUGUGCUUUUCGUCAUUACUACUCUGGAAUGGAUGAACCUUUUAACAAGUAAAUUAAGACGCCAAUAUAUAUAGCAAGACAAUGAUCCUGUACAUAGAAUAAUUACUUUCCUGUAUGGCAAGACGAUCAAUCGGGCGCCAUUAUGUUGCAAAAACUUUAAUCUUAAUUUUGUUUUCAAUUACAAG